Molecule: messenger RNA, 1583 nt
Organism: Candidula unifasciata
Lineage: Eukaryota; Metazoa; Mollusca; Gastropoda; Stylommatophora; Geomitridae
Source: the annotation of a GenBank genome assembly
AUGGGUUGUUCGGCCUCUGUAAGCGGAAGUUCUAAACUGUGGCCAUCCAGGAAGAAAUGCCCUCCCGCUGUUAUUGAGGUUAGCCCCGCCCAACCCAAUCACCUACCUACUCCUAGGAACUGGACAUCGCUGACACAGAAUAUACAGCACGCCUACAGAAAAAGGAAGCAGCUUGAGGGCAAGAAAUUAUUCUUGGACUCUGAAUUUCCGCCAAGGGACGCCUCCAUUGGCUCCAAACAGUUCAGACACGGCCACGGUAAAAUUGUCUGGGCGAGACCACACGAUCUUUCUCUUCAUCCAGUUCUAAUUGCAGACGGGACGGAGAAAAACGAGUUGAAACAAGGGGAACUCAACAACUGCUGGUUCAUCACAACUCUUGCCCUGAUCGCUGAGAAGCCGCAGCUGAUGUCCAAGAUUAUUCCAGAAGAAGCUAGUUUCGGCAGUCUCGAUUACAAUGGUGCUUUUCGCUGCCGUUUCUGGCAGUUCGGCAAGUGGGUGGAGGUUCGGAUCGACGAUAUGCUGCCUACCGUUGAUGGGAAACUUCUGUUCUCCAGGUCGUCGAACCCCAACGAGUUCUGGGUGUCGCUUGUUGAGAAAGCCUAUGCAAAGUUGUACAAAUCAUAUGAAGCACUAGAAUAUGGCUUUGAAGCGGACGCGUACACAGAUCUGACUGGGGGAGUGGCUGAAUGGUACAUCCCAUCUUACCUUAAGGAGAAUGAUUUCUACUUUAUCCGGACAGCUUAUCAGUGUGGAGCUAUUAUAGGAUGCUUUAGUGGGAAUCGAAGGAGGGCAAAUAAACACGGCCGGAAUGGAAUCAAUGGACCAACCUCUAGUCAUUCUUAUGUAGUGACUGCUGUAGAAGAGAUUCCUUACAUCGAUAGAGCUGCCAAGCUUAUCCGUGUUCGCAACCCGUGGGGGAACACACAGUGGGACGGGGAGUGGUGCGAUGGGGGAGACGAAUGGAAACGAGUGCCGGAAGUUGUCAAGAAAGAAUUAGACGUGACUGCUCAGGAUGAGGGAGAGUUCUGGAUGUCGUACAGUGACUUCAGGAAGGAGUACUCCUGCAUGAUCAUCUGUAACGUGUCCCCAGACUUCGACCAUGACGGCAUCAGCGACAAGGCUGAAUAUCAGGUUCAGCUGAGAGGUCGAUGGGAAAAAGGAUUCAAUUCAGGAGGAUGCAUCGAGUGUAACACGUUCCAUUUUAAUCCACAGUAUCAUAUCGUUAUUCAUACAGAUGCCAAUGUACAAAGACGCUACAGCGGACGCCUUCCCCUUGUCAUAUGUCUCCUGCAAGUUUAUAGAAGGGGAAUCCCAAAACCGAAGGAGGAAGAUGAUCUUUAUGUAAUAGGAUUCGAACUCUUUCAGCUGCCAGGUAUUCCUAUCAGCCCACUAAGUCCAGAUUUCUUCCAAUCUGUAGACCCACUGAUGCCUGAAAAUGAGGAAACGUAUGCGAAAUAUCGAGAAACUUCUGGCCGAUUCUUCCUUCGACCUGGAGAUUACCUGCUCGUGCCUUCCACACAUGAACCAGACAAAACUCGCGACUAUCUCCUGCGACUGUUCUCUGUUGGCAAGAUUGACUGCAU